Molecule: messenger RNA, 5246 nt
Organism: Rhea pennata
Lineage: Eukaryota; Metazoa; Chordata; Aves; Rheiformes; Rheidae
Gene: ERMP1
Product: endoplasmic reticulum metallopeptidase 1
Exons: 15
Coding region: 1-2682 (893 amino acids)
Biological process (GO): proteolysis
Molecular function (GO): metalloexopeptidase activity
Source: RefSeq, a predicted model, not a curated record
AUGGACCGGAGCGCGGCGGCGGUGCGGCGGCUCCGCGCGCCCGGCGGCGAGCGCGAGCGGCGGGACCGGCCGCGGCCGCCGCGGGGCGGCAACGGCGAGGACGGCGGCGGCGAGGACGGCGCUUCUGCCGUGGGGGGGAAGAAGCGGGGCGGGCCGCGGCGGCGGGCGCUGGCCGAGGCGCGGGGGGCGCCGCUGGUGCUGCUGUUCCUGCUGGCGCUGCGGGCCCUGGUGCUGGUCUCGCACCGGCACCUGCUGAGCCGGCCGGGCCGCGGCGGGGUCCGCGACUUCAGCGCCUCCCGCGCCAGGAGAUAUCUUGAUGACAUAACAGCAAUUGGGCCCAGAACAGUUGGAAGUCCAGAAAAUGAAAUUCAUACAGUAAACUACCUCGUAGAACAAAUUAAGGCAAUUGAAGCUGAAAGCACGGAUGCUCACAGGAUUUUUAUAGACAUACAGAAGCCCACAGGCUCCUUCAGCAUUGACUUCUUGGGAGGCUUUACCAGUUACUAUGCAAACAUAACCAAUGUUGCAGUGAAACUGGAACCCCAGAAUGGAGCUGAACAUGCAGUAUUAGCCAACUGUCACUUUGAUUCUGUACCAAAUACUCCAGGUGCCAGUGAUGAUGCUGUUAGCUGCUCAGUGAUGCUAGAAAUACUUAACACUCUCUCAAAAUCGUCAGAGCCCCUGCAGCAUGCUGUCAUAUUCUUAUUUAAUGGUGCAGAAGAAAAUAUUUUGCAGGCUAGUCAUGGCUUCAUUACACAACAUGAGUGGGCCAAGUUGAUCAGAGCUUUUAUUAACCUGGAGGCAGCAGGUGUAGGAGGCAAAGAACUUGUUUUUCAAACAGGACCUGAAAAUCCUUGGUUGGUGCAAGCAUAUGUAUCUGCAGCUGAACAUCCCUUUGCCUCUGUGGUAGCACAGGAAAUAUUUCAGAGCGGUAUUAUCCCAGCAGAUACAGACUUCCGUAUCUACAGGGACUUUGGCAAUGUUCCAGGAAUAGACUUGGCUUUUAUUGAAAACGGUUACAUUUAUCACACAAAAUAUGACACAUCAGACAGAAUUUUAACAGACUCCAUUCAGAGAGCUGGUGAUAAUGUUUUAGCUGUCCUAAAAUACCUGGCAACAUCAGAUAAGUUGGCUAAAUCUUUUGAGUAUCAACAUGGAAAUGUUGUCUUCUUUGAUAUACUUGGUCUGUUUGUCCUGGCUUAUCCUGCGCGUGUUGGCACCAUCAUUAACUCUGUAAUAGCAGCAAUAGCAUUUCUUUAUUUAAGCAAAAAAGUAUUACAGCCCAAAGCUAGAGCUGUUAGUAACCUGAGGAAGUUUUUUAUGGCAUUUGGCCUAACAUUGUUAAGUUGGAUCUCUGCGCUGGUAACUGUCCUUACUGUGGCAGUGUUCAUCUCUCUCGUUGGACGGUCUCUUUCUUGGUAUACCCAUUUCUAUGUCUCUGUCUCUCUGUAUGGCACUGCAGCUACAGCUAAGCUCAUUCUUGUGCAUGUACUAGCCAAGAAGUUCUACUACAAGAAUAUGAGUGAACAGUACCUGGAAGAUGUGUUUUUUGAUGUCUCAUUGAUGGUCUGGUCUAUAGCACUGGCUGUAUUUACUCAGAUAGGCCUUUGUUCAGCAUUCAUUUGUACAUUGUGGGUAGCAUUUCCUUUAAUCACUAAGCUGAUGAGCCAUAAAGAAUUCAGGCAAAAAGGUGCUACAAUAAGGUUUAUCAUGAUGUACAUGCUGGGAAUGUUUGUUCCAUAUCUGUAUGUGAUGUACCUCAGCUGGACUGUAUUUGAAAUGUUCACCCCUAUCAUGGGACGAAGUGGUUCAGAAAUUCCACCAGAUGUAGUGUUGGCAGGAUUAAUUGUGGCCAUCGCUAUGAUUCUGUCCUCCUAUUUUAUUAACUUCAUUUACCUUGUCAAAAGCACAAAAACGACAUUAAUAACUUUAACUACUGUGUUUGUCAUCACUCUGCUGCUUGUUUGUAGUGGUAUCUUCUUUCCUUACAGUUCUGAUCCCGCUAAUCCAAAGCCUAAGCGAGUCUUUCUCCAGCACACAAGCAGAAGAUUUCAUGAUCUAGAUGGAAACUUGGUUAAAAGUAACUCUGGUAUAUGGAUUAAUGGAUUCGAUUAUAAUGGCAUAUCUCACAUAACUCCCCAUAUACCUGAAAUCAAUGACACCAUUAGGACUCAGUGUGAGGAGCGGGCUCCUUUUUGUGGCCUUCCUUGGAUUCUGCCAGUGCAUUUUAUGUUCCGGAAAACCUGGUAUCUUCCUGCUUCAAAACUUUUGCCAACAAGCCCUGUUCACUUUAAAGUUCUGGCUAAAGAGCUAAUGCCUUGGAAUUCUGUGAGGUUAAGUUUUGAAGUAUCUGGUCCCAGUCACAUGUCACUGUAUAUUCGACCACACGAAGGGUCAACUCUGUCCACCUGGUCUCUUGGAAAUGGAAGGCCAAUUGCUAGUGUAGGAGGAGAUUACUUUGUGUUUUACUCCCGUGGGCUGCAGGCUAUGCCAUGGCACUUCUGGAUAGAAUUAACAGCUUCAGAAAAGCACGCUGAUGGAAUAGUCUCUCUGGCCAUAGCAGCACAUUAUUUCUUUGGGGAAGAUCAUAAGUCACCUGAACUUUAUGCCUUACUGGAGAGACUUCCAAACUGGAUAUUUUCUUCUGGUUGGUCCUCCACUUAUGAUCUUUUUGUCUUUUAAUGCUGCAGUUCUGCAAAGAUAAUAAUUUCUAUCUUAGGAUGCUGCUGUAAUAAAUUCUGAAACUUUGACAAGAUGCCAGAUACUUUCAUGAAAACUUAAGUACAAAAUGGUGUUUUUGUGGCAGCUGGGCUAUUAAAAGGCUAAUUGGGGCUACUAGUCUCUGGGUUUCUGGGGAAAAUGCAAUGCUCUGUUAUGCAAAUCCAGUUCAGCUGUUUUUUCCACUGAUAAGGUAAUUUGACUACUGUGGUCCUUAACAUGAAGACUGUGUUUGAGGAGGUAACAUUAACAUAAUACAAUGGCAGUUGUAAUGAGAAGGGCUUCAUGAAGAAACUACUUUGUUACACUGAGUAUAACAGUACAUAUGUGGGGACUGACUCCUGCCAAUACUAUCUGUCCUGUUAAAGUAAAACCUUCAGCUAAAAGAUGGUUGUUUACAUGUUGGGGGAUUGCAAAAUACUUCAGUCACUGGAGGAAGUCACUGGUAGCUAUAAUGCCUCUCUUGGUUGCCUUCCUUGUCUUUGGCAAAUGCACAGUGCAGAAAACUAGGAAUUAUGGAAUGUGGUAAAUACUCAUUUAGAAUCUUUUUCAAAUUUUAUUUUUCUGUUAAAAACAAACUUAGUGCUAGUCUUCUGCCUCUUGUGUUGCAACUUGAAUAGGUAAGACUGAUCAAACUUAUUAUCUUGCACUUGUGUUAUUGUUCAGUUCUUUAAGUAUCAGCAUAUUAGCAUGUGACUUCAUCUGUUGUGUAAGAGUGAGUCACCGCUCCUUUGUGUAGAUGUCUUAUAAUUAAUUCUAAAUUUCUGGUUAUAAACUUCUAAUUUAUUAGAAUUGGCUAUAUUUUGGUAUCUCCUUUGGAGAGAUUUUUGGUAGUGUGACAGUAUUGCACUUUGUUAACACUUUCACACUUUUUUUAUGUAACAGUAAAGUUUGCUUUCCGUAAAGGAAAGUAUUAAAAUGUCUUUUUUUUUUAAAGAGUAUCUAAUUCCUGCGGAUUAUCUAUUUCCACAGGAUAAGGUUUACAAAUGACAUUAAGUGAUUUAGAAUAGCUUCCAAUUUUAAUUGGCAAGCCUUGAGGUCUGAAGCCACUUACUUGUUUUCUAUCCCUAAGGUGUGUUUUUUGGUUUUUUGUUUUGUUUUGGUUUUUUCUUUCCCCCCAAUGCAAUGUAAUAGUUAGUUAACAUCAGAUACAGAGAAUCCUUUGAAUUUCAGGAACUAAAGAAACUUCUUUAUCGUUUUUUCCAUGCUAAAUAUAAACUUUUCUGUGACAUUGAUACCACACUAACACAGAUUUCAUGUUUUGUUCAUCUCAUGAGCAUUGCCAAGUAGCAUGCAAAGCAGCUUUUUGUGCAUGCAUCAUCAUAUUAAAUAAAAAGCCUAAGUACUGAAAAAUGUGAAGGACCUGUGAAAGAAAAUUUUAUGAAUUUUUUUUUUUAAUCUGCUGGAUUAAAAGGCAGCAAUUGCAUGACCAAAUGUUUUGCCUUGACAUUUAACUAACUCCUUCAAAUUUUUCUGAUGUUGGGUAUGUAAACAAACAGCAUGAAACAGCCUUACUUGUUGCAAGGAACACUUGCAGAGAUUGUGUGACUAACUCAUGCACAAGGGUAAGAGGUUUAAUUCUUGUAAUUAUACUGAACUGGAUAUCAGUCAUCUUAAAUAAAGCCAGUGGAUUACAUUAACGUGUGUUAAUAGUCACUUGGUUGUAACAGUCUUUAUAUUAUGCAUUUGUUACUUUUAAAAAAGUAAAAAAGUCAUUUUUAAAGUAAUUUAAAAGAAGUGUUCAUAAUUAUAUGUUUGAAGCUUAACUACUAUAUUUUUUUUGUAUUGCACUCUUGCCUAGCAGAUGUAUAGCUAUUUAACUAAAGCCACUCUGAUUUAUUCACUUUCUUCCUCAGUUUUGAUUUCAUUUGGAUUUUGCUUCUGAUUUGAAGGAUUAAGGUGUUGCAUGAAGAAUAUGUACUGACAGCCAAAAAAUUUAAACAUGUCUGUUAGAAGUUUCUGGAACUUCAGUGAAGCAAUAACUUUUGCUAACUCAGGAUUUAUAAGUAAUUAAAUUUUAAGUACUUAAUAAAGUAAUUACUUAAGUAAUUAAAUUAUAAGGGAUGUCUAGUUUGUUGUAAAUUUCUGCCUUUUUAAAUAAAAGUGAAGCCUAAUUAGUGCUGAGUGUGAUUGUUCAAGGUAUAUUUGAGUUCUGAGUUACUGCAAAAAAAUGUUUUAUUUAAGCUUUGCAUGGAAAUAGUGCUAAGUGAUGCUGAAAACAACCCCAGUUAGAGCUAGUUGUAAGGUAGGCAAGGCCAAAGAAUGCAAAAGUUACCUGAACAGAGACUUGCUGAUGGAAUGAGGGUGCUGGCUGUUUGCCUGGAGAGAAGCUUCUAACUGAAGCAAGAUAUAGUGUGGAGGAGUAAUAGGUAUUAUAGCAGUAGACUUACUUAAAUACACUUUGCAGAUUGGAUAGUUGGUUGCAAACUAAUUGCUGCUGAUUGUAGCUGGAAAAACAGGAUUGAAAAUCUUGCAGACUGUUUCAUUAUCAUCUGUUUCCUCACUCAAUAAAAGCAGUUAGUCCUCUG